GGCGGCGGGCGCGGGGGCCGCGCUGCUGCGCGAGCCCGUGUACAACUGGCAGGCCACCAAGCCCACGGUGCAGGAGCGCUUCGCCUUCCUCUUCAACAACGAGGUGCUCUGCGACGUGCACUUCCUGGUGGGCAAGGGGCUCGGCUCGCAGCGCGUCCCGGCGCACAGGUUCGUGCUGGCCGUGGGCAGUGCUGUCUUCGAUGCCAUGUUUAAUGGUGGCAUGGCCACCACCUCCACCGAGAUCGAGCUGCCUGACGUGGAACCUGCCGCCUUCCUGGCACUGCUCAAGUUCCUGUACUCGGAUGAGGUGCAGAUUGGGCCUGAGACCGUCAUGACCACACUCUACACUGCCAAGAAGUACGCGGUGCCCGCGCUCGAGGCCCACUGCGUAGAGUUCCUGAAGAAGAACCUGCGGGCCGACAACGCCUUCAUGCUGCUCACGCAGGCGCGCCUGUUCGACGAGCCCCAGCUGGCCAGCCUGUGCCUGGAGAGCAUCGACAAGAACACAGCUGACGCCAUCACCGCCGAGGGCUUCACCGACAUUGACCUCGACACACUGGUGGCCGUCCUGGAGCGGGACACCCUGGGCAUCCGGGAGGUGCGGCUGUUCAACGCCGUUGUACGCUGGUCUGAAGCUGAGUGUCAGCGGCAGCAGCUGCAGGUGACACCGGAGAACAAGCGGAAGGUGCUGGGCAAGGCCCUGGGGCUCAUCCGCUUCCCACUGAUGACCAUCGAGGAGUUUGCUGCAGGCCCCGCGCAGUCCGGCAUCCUGGUGGACCGGGAGGUGGUCAGCCUCUUCCUGCACUUCACGGUCAACCCCAAGCCACGCGUGGAGUUCAUCGACCGCCCACGCUGCUGUCUUCGCGGCAAGGAGUGCAGCAUCAACCGCUUCCAGCAGGUGGAGAGCCGCUGGGGCUACAGCGGGACCAGUGACCGCAUCAGGUUCUCAGUCAACAAGCGCAUCUUCGUGGUGGGCUUCGGGCUCUAUGGCUCCAUCCACGGGCCCACAGACUACCAAGUGAACAUCCAGAUCAUCCACACGGACAGCAACACAGUCCUGGGCCAGAACGACACGGGCUUCAGCUGUGACGGCUCGGCCAGCACCUUCCGGGUCAUGUUCAAGGAGCCGGUGGAGGUGCUGCCCAACGUGAACUACACAGCCUGCGCCACGCUCAAGGGCCCGGACUCCCACUACGGCACCAAAGGCCUGCGCAAGGUGACCCACGAGUCACCCACGACGGGGGCCAAGACCUGCUUCACCUUCUGCUACGCGGCGGGGAACAACAACGGCACGUCAGUGGAGGACGGGCAGAUCCCAGAGGUCAUCUUCUACACCUAGGCCAAGCGCCCCAGGCAUUCUCCACGCGUCCACUCCCUGCCACCGUUCUGAGCAUCCAGAAAGGGUGUCCCUGUGUCCAUGGUGACAGCGUGGCUGGUGUCCACAGCCCCGGUGGCCAUGAGACAAUCCCUCAAACACCGUGGGCUGGGCAGGGCAGUGCCUUCACCAUGGGGCCCACGCUGGGCCAAGGGAGGCAGGCCCGUGGGGGUGGCUGUCCCCACUGUCCCUGCAGCUCAGGGCUGGCGGCCACUCACCCAGGCGGAUCGAGCGGUGUCGUCUCCCGUCUGUCAAGUGCACAUGCAAUGCCUCAGGCCCCUUUCUGAGCUUAAAAGCCCGGGUGAGGGGUCCCACGGGUGCUGAUUGGGGUCUUUCAUUCCUGUCUGCUCACUGGGGACACCGGGGCUUGGCCAGCCAUGUACCUGAGGCCUGGCCUGCAGGGCGUCCCCCUCUCCAAGACACUGGAGACAUGGCGGUGGGACUCUGGUGGGGCUCGGGCCCCAGUGCUGUCCACAAGGGGCCAGCCCCUGUCCAGGUAACAGGUGGUUUGCUGUUUCCGUUCUGGCCCCACCCGUGGGCCAGCGAGGCUGUCAGUGUCCUCUGGACAGUCGCCUUGCACCAGCCCCUGUGGCCAAGCUGGGCCCCAACCCCGUGUGCCUCGAGGGAGAAAACGAGGCCGCCCCCUGAGGCGGGGCGGGACCCCAGCUGGCCUGGUGCGAGUUCCAGAGGCGCUGCCCGCCCCCUGUACAUAAUGUAGCCCCAGCUUGCCACCCCAAGCACCCACGUGACUGCCCCAGUGACUCCCCUGGAACCUGCGUCCUCCCUGAAGCCAUGGAAGGUGUGGCCUCACACCCAUCAUUUUUUAAAAUAAAGGAAAGAAACGCA
This is a messenger RNA of Chinchilla lanigera (long-tailed chinchilla), 2221 nucleotides long. RefSeq names its product BTB (POZ) domain containing 2 (gene Btbd2). Gene Ontology annotation, biological process: neurogenesis. Lineage: Eukaryota; Metazoa; Chordata; Mammalia; Rodentia; Chinchillidae. The record is from RefSeq and is a predicted model, not a curated record. Gene Ontology annotation, molecular function: protein binding. Gene Ontology annotation, cellular component: P-body; cytosol.